AUCUCUCCCGAUCGGUCGCUCGUUCAAUCACGAUGGAGUGUCGUGGACGCGUUGGGUCGUUCAAUCAUUAAAGUGUUCAACAAUAACCAGAGCGCGGCGAUUUCCACUAUUCUAUUCCAACUCCAUCAUCCCAGUGAAAAUUAAAAAUGCAAAGAUUUAUCAGGGUUUUAGUUCAGCGAUUCAAUCCUGGUCGGUUAGUCUCGAAUCGAGGAUAUUCACUAACGCCAGCAGAAUCUCCGAAGAAACCCCAUAGCCCGGCCAAACGAAUAUGGAAACUUUUAUUUGGGCGGUAUCUACUAGUCACCAACACUAUCAGUUCCGGGGUGUUGAUGAUGCUGGGCGAUGUUGUUGCCCAGGAAAUUGAGAUAAGGCGCGAAGGAAGUCUGCAGCGAGAACUUGAUUGGUAUCGAAUAGGCUGCAUGACCCUUGUUGGCCUCUCGCAAGGACCAUUACAUCACUAUUUGUACCUGUGGAUGGAUCGUUCCCUUCCAGGGACUGCAAUCAAAACAGUAUUCGCAAAAAUUGGUCUCGAUCAGUUUGUUAUGUCUCCAAUAUUUAUUGUUUCUUACCUGUAUAGUGCAGGGUUGCUGGAGGGAAAUAGCGUGCAAAAGUGCACAGAAGAGUUGACGGAUAAAUUCCCAACUAUCUACGUUGCAGAUUGGAUGGUGUGGCCACCAACGCAGUUUAUCAACUUCUAUUGGUUGAGUCCCAAGUAUCGAGUCCUGUACAUUAAUGGCAUUACGAUGCUCUACAACAUAUUUCUAUGUUACAUCAAGCAUAACGACGACCUUCGGAUCAAAUUCGGGGAAAGUGAUAGUGUUGCAAAGUGAUUCAGUUUUAGAAUGGGUAUAAAUUUUCUUUUUUGUUGAAAUACUCAGCUCAAAGUUGGGUUUGAAAAUAUUUCAUUUAUUGCU
Molecule: messenger RNA, 914 nt
Organism: Ochlerotatus camptorhynchus
Lineage: Eukaryota; Metazoa; Arthropoda; Insecta; Diptera; Culicidae
Product: mpv17-like protein 2
Exons: 2
Coding region: 147-830 (227 amino acids)
Biological process (GO): cellular response to reactive oxygen species; mitochondrial ribosome assembly
Cellular component (GO): membrane; cytoplasm; mitochondrion
Source: RefSeq, a predicted model, not a curated record